UGUUUGGUAAACCUCCCUGUCCUGUUAGGGCAGAAGAGCAGCCUUUUUAUUUUUUUUAUUUUUUUUGUUUCACUCCUAACAUACAAACUGAAAUCAUGCCACUGACACGCUGUCUAACUCUGCUCCAGAGCCACAGGGGAUUGUGGAGAACGUUCUUCCUCCCAGGUGUUCAGCCACACAGGAGCUUGGCGGAAAAGAGCGAUAGCGGCUGGUUGAGCUCUGUAUUUGGACACAAAGUGGACGCGAGGAAAGAUGCCCACUCCAAUCUGCUGUCCAAGAAAGCGACCAGUGGCCUUUACAAAAUCCAGUUUCACAACGUUAAACCCGAGUGCUUGGAAGAAUACAACCAGCUAUCAACGGAGGUCCAAAGAGAGCUCCACAAUGAUCCAGAUUAUCCCUGUGAAGUUGUGGGAAGCUGGAACACGUGGUACGGAGACCAGGACCAAGCAGUUCAUCUCUGGAGAUACUAUGGUGGAUAUCCAGCUAUGAUGGAAUGCCUCAACAAACUCAGACACAACAAGGCGUAUCUAGAGUUUCGCAAAAAGAGGAGUAAAAUGCUGAUCUCUCGGCAGAACCAGCUUCUUCUCGAGUUCAGCUUCUGGAACGAUCCUCUACCUCGACCUGGGCCGAAUAUAUACGAACUGAGAACAUACCGAUUAAAGCCGGGCACGAUGAUUGAAUGGGGAAAUCACUGGGCUCGAGCAAUCAAAUACCGCCAAGAGAACAAUGAAGCAGUGGGAGGAUUUUUCACUCAGAUUGGAGAGCUGUAUGUCGUUCACCAUCUUUGGGCCUAUAAAGACCUGCAGUCCAGAGAGGAGACGAGAAACUCGGCGUGGAUGAAAGAGGGCUGGGAUGUCAGUGUGUAUUACACAGUCCCCUUAAUCCAGAGUAUGGAGUCAAGGAUCUUGAUCCCCACAACCAGCUCACCUCUGCAGUGAGCCACAAGGUCUCAGGGCUCACGAUCCCGUGGAUUCUCAUCUCCUCUGAGCUGCAAUAAACCUACACCUGACCGCUUCGGCCGCGAGAACAAUCGCUUACUCUCUCAUUUCCCCUGUUGUAAACUGUUGAACGGGAAUGAAUGUUUGUGUGAAUUCACAGCUUUUCUAAAUCGAUAUCAGUGUUUACUUUGUAUUAACAUGAAGUACAGCUCAAACAGGGCUACCAUAUCUGCCUCAGUCAAAUGUACUGCUUUAUUUUUUGCAUAUGAUACGUGCUCAGAUCUAUCUGUAGGUUGGAGGGAUGCAGGAAAACGUUGUGAAGAUGAAUAAAAAUGUUGUGAACAAAUGUUAAUCAAAGAGGCAUUGUUUUAGCCUAACCAGGUCACAUUUUGCUUAUUACC
Hemibagrus wyckioides is the source of this 1339-nucleotide messenger RNA. It is a transcript of the gene nipsnap1, whose product is annotated as nipsnap homolog 1 (C. elegans). The transcript is spliced from 10 exons. Bases 96 to 938 code for a protein of 280 amino acids. Gene Ontology annotation, cellular component: mitochondrion. The record is from RefSeq and is a predicted model, not a curated record. Lineage: Eukaryota; Metazoa; Chordata; Actinopteri; Siluriformes; Bagridae.